GAGUGUCGGGUCGUGCCGCUUAACAGUUCUCAGAGAACCGCCGCCGGUACACAUCGCCCAGACCGGGCCACCUCCGUUUUACGGUGCUCUAUCGUCCAAGACUGUGUGGCCUACUGGUUGCCAAAGAGGUAGAGUCACAAGACAUCUCGGAGAUGUCCUCACGACAGUCUCUUCGUCGUGGGCCAGUAGAUGUGCGAUGUUGGCCCUUUGUACGGUGAUGUUUGUCCUACUCGGCGCCCCCGGAACAGAAGGCCAUGGUAGGUUACUCGAACCUCCCGCAAGAAACUCCAUGUGGCGAAUAAGCUACGACACACCCCCAAACUUCGAAGACAGUGAACUCUUUUGUGGAGGCAUAAAGGUCCAGUGGCAAGACAACGGCGGCCGGUGCGGAGUGUGCGGCGACGACUACGCGCUGCCACGGCCGCGACGUCACGAGACCGGCAACACGUACGCGCGAAAUAUCACGGUGAGGCGCUACGCGCCCGGACAGCUCAUCGACUUGGUGGUCGACGUCGAGACAAAUCACUUGGGACACUUCGAGUUCGCCCUCUGCCCCAGGUCGUCAUGGGAAGAGGCUGAGACCGAGGAGUGUUUCGACAUGCACCCGCUAACUGUGGUGACCGGCACCGGACCCAAUCGUAAGAAGUCCCACUUUUACACAAGAGAACCGCCAACCCGCUACCGGCUGCCAACGGCCGCCAACGGACUCUACAUGAUUCAGGUGCGGCUGCCGGAGAGGCUAACCUGCGAGUAUUGCGUCCUCCGCUGGCACUGGAGAUCUGCGAACAACUGGGGUGACUGCGGCAACGGCAAGAUGGGGCUCGGUUGCGGACCCCAGGAGACGUAUCGCAAUUGCGCUGACGUCGCCAUUGGAAACCGCAUUGGGCUUCGUGGACCUCUGGGAGCCAACGCAGUGCCUAAGCGCUUUAGGGCCACCAAACCAAUGAAAGUUCACCGCAUCUAAACUAGAAUCGAUAGCAGAACACAUUUCACGAAGCAACGCAGCUAACUUGCUUAUUUAUUGCACAAUAAAUGCGUAUUUCUUACCAAAACGCUAAAACAC
Rhipicephalus microplus (southern cattle tick) is the source of this 1063-nucleotide messenger RNA. RefSeq lists its product as uncharacterized. The record is from RefSeq and is a predicted model, not a curated record. NCBI's taxonomy places the organism in Eukaryota, Metazoa, Arthropoda, Arachnida, Ixodida, Ixodidae.